AUGUCACCUCUGGAAUGUUCUGAGUGUUUUGGUGACCAGCUUCUGCAUAGGACCUAUACCUGGCACCUUACAUUGCACUCAAGGCCAAACUUUACAAGAAAAAAAGGCACCAGAUAUGAGCGCCUAGAAAUCCCAACCAAUGUGGUUCUGCCUCAGAGGGGCACUGCUGAGCCCUUCCUAAGGCUCCACAGCCUGUACUCCACCCCUCGCUGUUCGCGGCAGGCCCAGGCGGCGCAGGGCCGCCGGGUGGUCAGCCAGCACUCCUACCCGCUCAACCGCUUCUCCUCCGUGCCUUUCGAACCCAUGGAGCGCCCCACCUCCCAGGCGGACCUGGAGCUGGAUUACAACCCGCCGCGGGUGCAGCUCAGUGACGAGAUGUUCGUGUUCCAGGACGGAAGGUGGGUGAACGAGAACUGUCGCCUCCAGUCCCCUUACUUCUCUCCUUCUUCCUCCUUCCACCACAAGCUGCACCACAAGAGGCUGGCCAAGGAGUACCUGCUGCAGGAGGAGAACCGGGCCCUGCGGGAGGAGAACAAGGCCCUGCGGGAGGAGAACAAGAGCCUCCGCAAGGAGAACAAGAUCCUGCAGGUCUUCUGCGAGGAGCACAAGGCCGCCCUGGGCCGCGAGGAGAGCCGCGCCUCCUCCCCACCGCUGCACAAGGACAACGCGUCGCUGGAGGCGGUCAAGAAGGACAACGCGGCCCUGCCGUCGCAGUGCAGCAAGGAGAACAGCACGCUGCAGCUCCUCCGGGAGGAGAACCGAGCCCUGCAGCAGCUGCUGGAGCAGAGGCAGGCCUACUGGAGCCAGGCCGAGGACAAGAGCACCUCUGUGGAGGACAGCAAGCCAGUGCCCUCCCCCCACCAGGAGCCGCACGGGCCUGGACUGCUGCCCGACCAGAGCCCGGGCCUUUCCUCUCCCUUUGAAGAGCCCAAAGGACCCUCGAGCCCGCAAGAGGACUCCAAGACGCUGCGGGCCUUGAGGGAGAUGGUCAGCAACCUGUCGGGGCCUUCCAGGGAGGACGAGGGCAAGACGGUCACAAGCCUGGUGGGUGGAGAGCAGCCCCUGCAGCUGAUGAGAGAGAUGAGCCAGGCGCUGCAGGCCCUGCGCGAGGAGAAUCGGCUCUUGCAGGAGGAGAACAGGGCCCUGCACGUGCUCCGCGAGGAGCACCGCGUCUUCCAGGAGGAGAACAAGGCCCUGUGGGAGAACAAUAAGCUGAAGCUGCAGCAGAGGCUGGUCAUCGACACGGUGACAGAGGUCACCGCCCGCAUGGAGAUGCUCAUCGAGGAGCUCUGUGCCUUCAUGCCGUCCAAGAACAAGGACCUCAAGAAGCCCAGCAGGGUCUGA
Messenger RNA from Marmota flaviventris (yellow-bellied marmot), 1344 nucleotides. It is a transcript of the gene Cby2, whose product is annotated as chibby family member 2. NCBI's taxonomy places the organism in Eukaryota, Metazoa, Chordata, Mammalia, Rodentia, Sciuridae. The record is from RefSeq and is a predicted model, not a curated record.